Anastrepha obliqua is the source of this 1941-nucleotide messenger RNA. It is a transcript of the gene vg, whose product is annotated as protein vestigial. Gene Ontology annotation, biological process: regulation of transcription by RNA polymerase II. Gene Ontology annotation, cellular component: nucleus. The record is from RefSeq and is a predicted model, not a curated record. The transcript has 7 exons. Bases 668 to 1867 code for a protein of 399 amino acids. Lineage: Eukaryota; Metazoa; Arthropoda; Insecta; Diptera; Tephritidae.
AUCAAAUAUAAAUACAACACCUGUGCUUUUGGAAUUGUGUGAACGUGGUGUUGUUGAUAUUUGUGUAGCUUAGUUUUUUAUUUAAUUUUUUAACUUCGAUAUGUAAAAUGCAAUAAAACUAUUGGCACGAAGAUUUCCAUUCCUGGAAUUCGCCAUUGCAGCGGAACCAAACAAGUGAAUACCACUCCUAUUCGAAAAACAACAACAAAGAGUGUGGCAACAUAAAAAAAUAAUUAAAAGAAACUGUAAAAACAACAACACCUAGUUCCACGUACAUUUAAAGGCAAAGGCAAAUAAUAGCAGCCAACUUGAAAUUGCAGUGAAACAUGAAAAUUUGAUCUGCCUUUUUUCUAGUGCAUACUUAAUUGAAGUUAAACUGAAGUGCAUUCGCAUAGCCUGGGUGUAAAAGUUAGUUUCGUGGGCUUGAAAAAACGGUUAAUUCAACGCAAUAAAUAUAAAAAAUAGUCAGUUACUCGAGAAAUUCCGCAAUAAAGAGAAAUGUAUGUGAAAUUUACAAAUACAUUUACAUAUAAAAACACAACAGCUACAACAAGCAAUCAAGAAACCAUUAAAAUACAAAGCAAUAAGUUGAAUUGAAAACUCGAACCAAAACAGAACACAAGCAACUGUAAUUUUAUAAAUUUUAAGUCCUUGGAUUACUUGGACGAUGGCAGUGUCCUGCCCCGAAGUUAUGUACGGUGCUUACUAUCCAUAUUUGUAUGGCCGUGCUGGACCAAGUCGUUCAUUCUAUCAAUAUGAGAGGUUCAAUCAGGAUCUGUACUCUUCGUCGGGCGUGCAAUUGGCCUCAUCAAGUGCCUCUGGCAGCUCACAUUCGCCCUGCAGUCCCAUCCUACCGCCGGCGGUGAGUGCGAAUGCCGCCGCUGCAGCAGUAGCGGCCGCACACAAUACCGCCGCAGCGGUAGUCGCCGUCGCAGCACAAACGGCCAAUCAAUCGGCGAGCAUAGCUGCAACGACGAGUCUGCCGCUGGGCGGUGGCGGUGUAGUACCAGGUGGUGGAGGUAGCACUAAUAUUGGUGGCACCAGCGGUAGUGCGGGUGUUGCAAGUUCGGUGAUCGGCGGUACAGGAAUUGGUGGAGGAGCGGUCAUUGGUGGCGGCGGCGGCAGCGUAGCGGUCAGCAAUGCGAUACAACACAGCAGAGCGCAUACCAAAGAAGAGGAUCUGGGAGUGCCACGAAGUGAUGCUGAAGCUCGUCUAGUGGGCUCACAUCACAACGAGUCAUCCUGUUCGUCAAGUCCCGAUUCACCUCGUCACACCUUGCAUGGAGCUCAGGCGAAAGAACUGCCUCUACCGUUGGACAACUCGAAUGUCAACGGACAGGGCAGAGCACAAUACUUAUCAGCCACCUGCGUCGUAUUUACAAACUAUUCCGGCGACACGGCCAGCGUUGUGGAUGAGCACUUCUCGCGGGCGCUCAAUUUUAGCAAUAAAGACAGCAAAGAAACGAGUAGUCCCAUGUCAGCAAGAAACUUCCCACCUUCGUUUUGGAAUAGCAACUAUGUGCAUCCAGUGCCUGCACCCGCACAUCCGCAGGUUGGCGAUUUGUACGCAUCGGACGGUGGCUAUGCAACCGAUCCAUGGGUGCCACAUGCGGCUGCCGCACAUUACGGCUCUUAUGCGCACGCUGCACAUGCACAUGCUGCACACGCGCAUGCCUACCACCACAAUAUGGCGCAAUACGGUAGCCUGUUACGGCUGCCACAACAGUAUAGCCACGGUACCAGACUGCAUCACGACCAACAGACCGCGCACGCGCUCGAAAGUGCGGCAGCCUAUUCCAGUUACCCCACAAUGGCAGGCCUUGAGGCGCAAGUACAGGAGUCAUCAAAGGAUCUUUACUGGUUUUGAAUUAACGUGGAACGUUAAAUUAAGAUACACAAUGUAAAAUACAAAACACACACACUCAAACACAUACAAAACCA